Molecule: messenger RNA, 216 nt
Organism: Peronospora matthiolae
Lineage: Eukaryota; Oomycota; Peronosporomycetes; Peronosporales; Peronosporaceae
Source: the annotation of a GenBank genome assembly
AUGUUGAGAUGUGGAGAUGUUGAGCCAGUAGAGCACAGCCGUGCUGAAGGACCAAAUGCCGAGGAGAGGAAAGAAGACAAUGGUGAAGAGGAGACUGCUGCCAAAGACGAAGGGGAUCUCGACGAACGUGAUGCCGAGGAAGUACCAGAGAGUGUUGUACGUCUGCGCGUCACACUCGCGGUAGUAGACGGCUCGUUCCCGCAUGGUGGAGGGUAG